Pleurotus ostreatus (oyster mushroom) is the source of this 819-nucleotide messenger RNA. RefSeq lists its product as uncharacterized. Gene Ontology annotation, biological process: fatty acid beta-oxidation. The transcript is spliced from 7 exons. Gene Ontology annotation, cellular component: peroxisome. Bases 1 to 819 code for a protein of 272 amino acids. The record is from RefSeq and is a predicted model, not a curated record. Gene Ontology annotation, molecular function: delta(3)-delta(2)-enoyl-CoA isomerase activity; enoyl-CoA hydratase activity. Lineage: Eukaryota; Fungi; Basidiomycota; Agaricomycetes; Agaricales; Pleurotaceae.
AUGUCUUACCCAUUGAGCCUUCCAGCUGGCAACCCACUCGUAACGCUCACUAACCCUAAACCUCACCUCUGGGUGAUUGAGCUGCACAAUGGACAAGAUGCAAGACUAACGGUCGAGUUAGUGGACCAAGGGCUGAAACCCGCUUUGGACGCAGCUGAGAAGCACUGGCGACAGCAAUGGCGGGCGGCGCAAAAGGCUAAAGAUAAAGAAGGCGGCAAAGGCGCUCUGAUUAUUGUUGGCCGUCGGGAUCAAGAUAAAUUCUUUAGCAAUGGCCUCGACUUCGCAAAUGUGGUGAACAACCCCAAUUUCUUUCCCCUGACGUUCAACCCUCUGCUCAGCCGCUUGAUGACCUUCCCUAUCCCGGUCAUCGCAGCUAUCAAUGGACAUUGCUUUGCGGGGGGCUUCAUGCUCUCGCUUGCCUGUGAUUACCGUGUUAUGACUGACGGUACGAAGCGAAAUGCGUGGUUAUGCAUGAACGAAGUGCACUUCGGCGCUGUUUGGCCUGUGUCGUUCACAGGUGUACUCAGAGCCAAAGUAGGUGAUAGCAACACACAUCGAAAAAUAGCCCUCGAGGGACACCGUUUCACACCUCAAGACGGACUCAAAGCAGGCUUCUUGGAUCACCUCGUCAGUGGCAGCACUGAUGAUGUCCUCGCCAAGGCAGAGCAACUCGCCGACUCCGUAAGUUCCUUGGCGAAUACGGGAGUCUGGGGCUUAAUCAAGGCUGAUCUGUAUCGGGAUUCUUUGGAAUGGGUCGCAAAAGAUCGAAGGAUGACAAACGCCUUCAUCGAGGAUGCGGCCGCCAAAGCUCGUCUAUAG